CAUGGUGGCUCACGACGAGCUCGGGGGGCUGCUGCCCAUCAAAAGGACUAUCCGGGUGAUCGACGCGCAGAACCAGUCCUUCAGGGAGCAGGAGGAGCCAAGCAAUAAGCGGGUUCGGCCUUUAGCACGGGUCACGUCCCUGGCGAACUUGAUCUCUCCUGUAAGAAAUGGUGCAGUUCGACGCUUUGGGCAGACAAUACAGUCAUUUGCCCUUCGCAGCGACAGCAAGUCUCCUGCCUGUGCCCAUAAGUCAUGUAGCAGAUCUGCUGCUCCCACUCCUCCUAAAAGAAGAAACAGCGUGCUUUGGUCUGAGAUGUUAGAUGUCAACAUGAAAGAGUCCCUGAGCACCAAAGAAAUCAAGCGCCAGGAGGCAAUAUAUGAAAUGUCCAGGGGAGAGCAGGACCUGAUCGAAGACCUGAAGCUUGCCAGAAAGGCCUAUCAUGAUCCCAUGCUGAAACUCUCUAUCAUGUCCGAGGAGGAACUCACCCACAUCUUUGGGGACUUGGAUUCUUAUAUUCCUCUGCAUGAAGACUUGUUGGCAAGUUUAGGAGAAGCAACAAAACCAGAUGGAACAGUGGAGCAGAUUGGGCCCAUUCUUGUGAAGUGGUUACCACGGCUCCAUGCCUACAAAGGUUACUGUAGCAAUCAGCUGGCAGCCAAAGCGCUUCUGGAUCAGAAGAAGCAGGACCGAAGAGUGCAAGACUUCCUUCAGCGCUGCCUUGAGUCUCCGUUCAGCCGCAAGCUGGACCUUUGGAGCUUCCUGGACAUUCCUCGAAGUCGGCUGGUCAAAUACCCGCUGCUCCUAAAAGAGAUCCUGAGGCACACUCCCAAAGACCAUCCCGAUAUCCAGAUUUUGGAAGAAGCCAUAUCUAUCAUCCAAGGAGUCCUCUCUGACAUCAACCUCAAGAAGGGGGAGUCGGAGUGCCAGUAUUACAUCGACAAGCUGGAGUAUCUGGACGAGAAGCAGAAGGACCCGAGGAUUGAAGGCAGCAAAGCUUUGCUGUGCCACGGGGAGCUGAAGAAUAAAAAUGGACAUAAACUCUACGUCUUCCUCUUCCAAGACAUCCUGGUUUUGACCCGGCCGGUCACUCGCAACGAGCGUCAGGCCUACCAAGUGUACAGGCAGCCGAUCCCUGUCCAGGAGCUGAUCCUUGAAGACCUGCAGGAUGGUGAUGUGAAAAUGGGAGGAUCCUUCCGAGGAGCUUUUGGCAAUUCCGAUAAAGCUAAAAACAUCUUCCGAGUUCGUUUCCAAGAUCCUUCCCCGGGCCAGUCCCACACUCUGCAGGCCAACGACGUCUUCCACAAGCAGCAAUGGGUUAAUUGCAUCCGAACGGCCAUCGCUCCCUUCCAGCGGACUGCGGCCGCAGCAGAGCUGAAGGAGCUGCCGGAGCUGAGCGAGGAAUCGGAGGAAAACAACCCCUCGGUCUCCAACAUCCAAGCCCAGAAGAGGCAAUCGGCCGUGUCUGGCAUCACCGAGAUGGAGCUGGACGAAAGCGCAGCCGAGUGCGGCUCCAUCCUGGACUCGGAAGAAGCCAAGGGCGGCAAAACGCAACGAACGUCGUUUGGGCACAGGAAAAGCAGGGAGAAGCAGCUGAGCGGCAAGCGGAAAGAAACGCUGGUGUAGAGGAGCCCAGCGACGUCCCGGUGGAAGACUGUUUAUUUAUAAAUAACGUGUACAUUUUUCUUGUAACGUGAGCAUGAUUGGAUUCACUCUGCUGAAUAUUAUUUUGUUGUUGGGGUUUUGUUUUUUUAUGUUGUAAUGGCAGCUACUGGUACACAUCAACACUGUUGAACCUGGGGUCUGGUUUUACAAACGUGGC
Messenger RNA from Mesitornis unicolor (brown roatelo), 1820 nucleotides. RefSeq names its product neuroepithelial cell transforming 1 (gene NET1). Lineage: Eukaryota; Metazoa; Chordata; Aves; Mesitornithiformes; Mesitornithidae. The record is from RefSeq and is a predicted model, not a curated record. Gene Ontology annotation, biological process: positive regulation of Rho protein signal transduction; intracellular signal transduction. Gene Ontology annotation, molecular function: guanyl-nucleotide exchange factor activity. Bases 2 to 1624 code for a protein of 540 amino acids. The transcript is spliced from 10 exons.